AAGAAGGAGUCGGCAGAAGGGAAGAAGAAGAUGCGCCAGAAGAGGAUGAGGUGGAAUUUAAAAAUUAAAAUUAAAAUUAAAAUUAAAAUCAAAAUUCAAUAAUUGAAGGAAGCAUUCUCUUUCUCUCUCUUUCUGAUUGAGUUCUCACUACCCAAGAUGCCAAUGCCGCAGCAAAAACCCCUUUCUGAAACUCGAAUUUCUUCAGAAUCUCUAUGUCUCAAGAUUGGAGCACUGGCUUUUGAUUCUGACGAUGCUGGAACUGAUAUUUACCUAAAAUUGGGUCUGAAUGAGAAGGGCAAAGGAGUACUGAGAACACCGAGGUUCUUGUCACUCUUAUCCUCUCUUCUUGACAAUUGUGUCCAAAAGAAUAACAUGUUGUUGGAGACGGCACAAAUUGAAGAUGUCCUCACUGUAUUUCAUGGUUCAAGAGCCCCACCUGUCAGCAUACAACAAUAUUUUGACCGAAUGUUCAAGUAUGCAGGGUGUAGCCCAUCCUGUUUCAUUGUGGCAUACAUUUAUGUGGAUAGAUACCUUCAACAAACCAAGACUUACUUAACUUCCCUCAAUGUCCACCGGCUUCUAGUUGCUAGUGUUAUGGUGGCUGCGAAAUUUGUUGAUGAUGCAUCCUUUAACAAUGCAUAUUAUGCCAAAGUUGGAGGUAUAAGCACUUCAGAAAUGAACAGAUUGGAGAUGAAGUUACUGUUUACCAUAGAUUUUAGGCUUCAAGUAAACGUAGAUACAUUUAGGAGAUAUUGUUUGCUAUUGGAAAAAGAAGAUGGAGGAUGUCAAAUUGAUUGGCCAAUCAAGACAUGUUGGGUUAAAGAGAGUUGGUCAAGAAAUGGCGAAUACCCAGACACGAGUCCAGUUGCUAGAUGACCCACUUGGUCACUCUGGUUGUAGUACAAGUAGAUUUCACAAUGUACAGUCGUCCUGCAUUCAACGAAGUUAGUUCGACCAAUGCCCGGUUAAAUCAGGUAUGGAAUGUAGGUCUUUGGAGGUUCUCCAAUCCUCUCUAAAUGUAUAAUAGCACUUCAGGAUUAUUUGUUAUACUACUAUUCUUUUUUUUUUUUUGAGGGAUACUAUUAUUCUUUUUUCUACUCUGAUAUGUUCCAACUGUAAAAGUGCCAUGAGUUAUAAAAGGGCAUCUAUGAUUCUAUGUUCA
Spinacia oleracea (spinach) is the source of this 1162-nucleotide messenger RNA. RefSeq names its product cyclin-P3-1. The transcript is spliced from 4 exons. NCBI's taxonomy places the organism in Eukaryota, Viridiplantae, Streptophyta, Magnoliopsida, Caryophyllales, Amaranthaceae. The record is from RefSeq and is a predicted model, not a curated record. Gene Ontology annotation, molecular function: protein kinase binding. Gene Ontology annotation, biological process: regulation of cyclin-dependent protein serine/threonine kinase activity. Bases 157 to 876 code for a protein of 239 amino acids.